This is a messenger RNA of Apodemus sylvaticus (European woodmouse), 3477 nucleotides long. RefSeq names its product ankyrin repeat domain-containing protein 26-like. Gene Ontology annotation, molecular function: protein binding. The coding region runs from base 55 to 2214 and encodes 719 amino acids. Lineage: Eukaryota; Metazoa; Chordata; Mammalia; Rodentia; Muridae. Gene Ontology annotation, cellular component: extracellular region. The transcript has 16 exons. Gene Ontology annotation, biological process: negative regulation of gene expression. The record is from RefSeq and is a predicted model, not a curated record.
CUGCCCCCGGCACCCGGACAGGCCAUGCGCCCGGGCUAGAGCUUAGCCGCCGGCAUGCCGCUCCCGCUGCUGCUUGCCGCGCUCUGCCUCGCCGCCUCCCAGGCGCCCGCACGAGCCUGCCAGCUGCCUUCAGAGUGGAGACCCCUGAGCGAAGGCUGCCGCGCCGAGCUGGCCGAGACCAUCGUGUAUGCCAAGGUGCUGGCGCUGCACCCCGAGGUGCCCGGCCUCUACAACUACCUGCCGUGGCAGUACCAAGCUGGAGAGGGAGGGCUCUUCUACUCCGCGGAGGUGGAGAUGCUGUGUGAUCAGGCGUGGGGCAGUAUGCUGGAGGUGCCGGCCGGCUCCAGGCUCAACCUUACCGGUCUGGGCUACUUCUCCUGCCACUCCCACACGGUGGUCCAGGACUACUCCUAUUUCUUCUUUGUAAGGAUGGAUGAAAAUUACAAUCUCUUGCCGCAUGGAGUCAAUUUCCAAGAUGCCAUCUUUCCAGACACACAGGAGAACAGAAGGAUGUUUUCCAGCCUUUUCCAGUUUGCUAACUGUUCCCAAGGGCAGCAGCUGACGACUUUCUCUAGUGACUGGGAGAUCCAGGAAGACAACAGGGCUUCACAGUUCAAGCACGAAGACUGUGUGGCUAUGUUAUUAGAACACGGUGCUGACCCAAAUGCUAUGGACAAUACUGGGAGCACCGCACUGCACUAUGCUGUUUGGCAUAACAGCACCUCAAUGACAGCCAAACUGCUGGCACACAAUGCCGACUUCAGUAUAAAAAAUGAGGAUAGCUUUACACCACUUACACUGGCUCGAAUGAAAAAUGACAACCUGGCAAAACUUUUAGAAGACCAGAAAGAAAAGAUAAAGGAACUUGAUGAAUUAGAAAGGUCUUCAAAGAAAACUUCCAAUGAAAAAGAAGAGGUCAAAGAACAAGGAAAUCAUAUGCUUGACCUUAAGGAACUAAUAUCAUGUGAGGGAAACUCAAAGGACUGUGAGCAGUACAGUUGUGACACUAUUUUGCAUUUUAUUGAAGAGCUCAUGAGGCAGAGAAAAGAUAUAAAUUCUGAGAUCCUAGUGAAAAUCUGGGGUGCAGUUUAUACAUAUAAAAGAUCAAUAGACUUUGAAAAACAUAACUGUGAACUAAUUGAAGAAGAUUGUGAACGUAUAAGUAAUGAAAUUAUUGCACUGCGAGAGGAGUGGUCUCAACUAGAGAUUGAAAAUGCUGAACUGCAAGAUGAGCUAUGCAGUUUGAGGGCCACCCUUGAAAGUUUAGAAUUAAAUGAUGCAGCAAGCCUCCAAGCAGAGGAGAAUGAAGAGCUUUCAAGAACCCCGGCUCAAGAAGAACAGUUUAAGUUGUACCUGUCACUGACACAGAGUUUGCAUGAAAUGAGAAGGAGAAAUAGGGAACUAGAAGAAGAAAUAGACAGGUAUAUGGACCUGUGCACAAUGAUGGAGGAGGACUCAGAUGGACAUCAAAAUGGAGAGUUUUCAGGUUAUAAUGCUUCAAGUACAAGUCACUGCGAAGAGGAUACGGUACUGAAACUAAGAGAGAAGCUUGAAAGUAUGGAAACAAAACUACAACAAGAAUUAAUCCGCUGCCAAUGCAAGGAAGAUGAAAAUAAUCUUUUGGAGCAGAAAAUAGCAGAAAGGAAAGCAGCCCGGGAGAACCGUGAAGCGGAAGAGGGUAGAAUAAAGCAGCUUGAAGAGAAAAUACUCAGCCUCAAAGCCGAUAUGGACAAGAACAUGGUAGAGCGAAGUGAGGUAGAAAAUCAUAAGAAAGCCAUUGAAGAGCAAGCUAGGAGUCAAGUCAUGGAAAAAAUAAACCAAGAGAACCAAGUCUUACGGGAACUAGCUGCCUCUGAGCAACAGAAAGAUCAGGAAAGACAGGAUUACAUCAUGUCACUGGAUCAUAGAUAUAAGGAAAUUGAACUUGAGAUUGUGGAAACAAAAUCUCGUGCAAUUUCUGUGAAAGCACAACGGAGAACAUUUGAAGAAAAAUAUAGAGCAGAAUUGCAACUUGGAGAACGAUUGAAAUAUGAACUUGAAAAUAUUUACCGCAGUAUUGUGGAGUUACAGAACACCAAGUCCAGGCUUGCCUCUGAGAGAAGGAUGAACAGGCUGUCGCACAUCCACACUCACCACAGAUCUGUCUCAGAGGGAACCAGUGACAGCAGUCUUCAGAAUAUCUUUGGGUUCAACAGCAUAGGGGCCACGAUUUAAGUCCACAUUCAAGAAGGAGAGCUUGGUGGAAUAGCUUAAUAAGGCAGGGCAAUGGUCUAAGCAUUUCCAAGGCAUAAAGUUGGUCCACUCAAACAACCCUUGAAUGAAUGUGAAAUUGUUAAAUAUGUCACAAUACAGACAAUUCUCAUCAGUCAUUACUGUAAAAUUCAGGUGGUGGUGAGCCAGUCCCUGGUUUCUGGCAACUGAACUCAGGACCUCUGGAAGAAGAGUGAGUGCUCUUAACUGGUGACUCAUUUCUCCAGCACUCUUCUUCAUGUUAAACAAGGAACUUUGUUGACUAAUUCAGAAUGUUGUGUGGAGGGACAGAGAAAUCAAUGGUAUCAAAUUGAAGAUGCAGGAGAAAAGUCAUAGACUUAUGGACACUUGAUUUUUGAUAAAGAAACAAAAAAAAUACAGUGGAACAAAGAAAGAAUCUACAAUAACUAGUGCUGGUCUAACUGAUGCUCUGUAUGUAGGAGACCAAAUAUAUAUCCAUACUUAUCACCUUGAGAAAAGCUCAAGUCCAAGUGGAUGGUGUUCCUCAAUAUCAAACCAGAUACACUGAGUCUAAUAGAAGAGAACUUGUAAAAGAGUUUCAAACUCACUUGCACAGGGGGAAAAUUCCAGAAGAGAACACCAAUGGCUCAGGAUCUAAGAUCAACAAUUGAUAAAUGGGACCUCAUGAAACUGAAAAGAUUCUGUAAGACAAAAGGUGGCAUCAUUAGCACAACUAGGCAACGUAAGGUUGGGAAAAAUUUUUCACUAACUGUACUUCCUACUGGAGGCUAAUAUCUAAAAUAUAUAAAGAACUCAACAAGUUCAUCUACAAAAACCCAAAUAACCUAAUUAAAAAUGUGGUACAGAGAUAAACAGAGAAUUUACAACAGAAGAAUCUUGAAAGGCAAAGAAACACUUAAAAAUAUUCAAAGUCCUUUGUUAUCAGGAGUUGUGAUUUUGAUAUUAAGUGAAACUUGAAGAAUGAUAUUUCCUUGAAUCCUCACAAGAUAUUCUGGAUACUUAUAAGGGAAGAUAAAUUAAUUAGACAGACUAAAGAAAUGUUACAGGAUGGGUGGCAUUCAUAGUCUUGUUUAAUCUUGCAAUUGUCAUAAAUAUGUAUACAUCAAAUAAAUCUUCACUAUAUUAUAACCAUCAGAUUGGAAAGAAAACCCUGUAGGCUCCUUUCGGUUCUACAUUAGAAAGAGGGGACAAAAUAGUAAAUAUGAUGUGUUUCCUAGUGAUUCAUAAUUUUGGGACUUCCAUAAA